AUGGUUGAAUUAACCGAAGCUCAAAAAGCGAAACGCGCGUCUCUAAUUCAAGCUCGCGGUCAAAUUAAAGCAAGAAUAACAAGGUUGAGCAACCACUUAAAAACCGCUGGACUUUUCGCGAGUAAUGAGACGAUAAAUCGAACGUUACCAAAAAUCGAAGAGGGCAUCGCGAGUCUCCCGAACAUCGAACACGAACUCACGAUGCUUGAGCCUGAGGGAGAUCAUGUCGAAGAAGGUGAAAACAUCAGAUUUGAUUACGAUGACAUGCUGGUGCUAAUUAGGAAAUUCAGGGAUCCUCAUCGCGAAGCCUUUAUAGUGAAUCAAGCUCCCGUACGAGAGCAUUCUUGUCAGUCAGGAUUAAGGACUACGGAUUACCUCUCCUCACUGCCAAAGGCGGAGGUCAAAAAAUUCGACGGGAAAUUGGAAAAUUAUCGUCCGUAUCGCGACUGGUUUUUAAAAUUCAUCCAUGAACGUGAGGGCUUAUCGGAUUCCCAAAGAUUAGAUUUUCUUACGAGAACGUUGACGGGAGAACCCUACAUAAUGAUUAACGCGUUUAAAACGACUGACGAGAAUUACGCUGUAGCAUGGAAAUUACUGGAGUCUACAUACAAUAUCGAAUAUGUUCUAAUUUUCCGCCACUGUGAUCUCCUCUACGACACCCCAGCAAUGAAAAAUAGUUCCCCCGAAGAAAUUCGCAAGCUGGUCAACAGCUUACAAACACAUAUUCUCGCCAUGAAGGCACUUGGAGAGCCAGUGGAAAACUGGAACACGCUCAUUUCUCACAUUAUCAUGAGAAGAAUGGACACGGAGACUGAAAGAGAAUGGAACAGAUCCAAACAGGGAAAUAGAAUCCCAAAUUAUGAAGAUCUGUUGAGCUUCCUCCGAGAACAGGCAAUCCAUCUCACCUCGUCCAGGAUCUCCAGAACGAACCAGACCCAUAGUUCCAGUGGCUCACAAAAUAAGCAAAAAAGAGGAAACCACGGAAACAGAAUACAGACACUGCUCACUGGGACAGAGCUGAAAAAUUGCCCAAACUGCAACGAGCAACACUCAUUAGAAAGCUGCGAAAAAUUCCUUGCGCUGAGUGUCCCAGCUCGAAUCGAUGCAGCCCGUGAAGCAAAAUUAUGUCUCAAUUGUUUCCGCGGGAAUCACAGGACUCGUUUUUGCAAAGCAGAUAAGUGUAGCAUCUGCAAAAAAUCACACAACGCCCUACUGCACCUGCAGGAACCGAUAGUUGCCUCGGAUACACCUGCGGCGACCGUUCUCAUUGCAUCCCUUCCUAAUAGAGAUGCGAUCGUCACCGCAGUGAUCACGGUGCUCGACGCUGCGAAAAAACCCAUCCGUUGUCGUGCCAUUCUAGAUACUGGGUCAAGUUCGAACUUUAUGACAGAGAGCUUCGCAAACCUAUUGAAAUUGCCCUUAGAAAAGCUCAAACUGUCCAUCGAAGCUAUGACCAAUUGCGAUUCUACAACCAAUCAUCUGGUUACGACAACGAUCAACUCAAGAUUAAAUGGAUAUGCCAGGACGCUCAAUUUUUUGACCGUCCCAAAUAUUGGUAAUUUAUUCCCCAUGCAGCCUAUCAACCGCAGUGACCUCAACAUUCCCAAGCACCUCAAAUUAGCAGAUCCAGCCUUCGAUCGACCUGCACCCGUUGACAUCCUCCUAAGUGUUGGAAUCACACUCGCCUCCAUCUGUCAAGGUCAAAUCCAAUUGAACGACCCCGGGGAGCCAGACAUGAUUCUACAGGAAACUCGUUUUGGAUGGAUCAUCGGCGGAAGUGCCCUAGCGAAAAAAUCAUUCACCAGAAAGAGUCCAGUGCAAUCGUGCAUUACUUCCAUCGACACUGAGCUAAAAAACUUCUGGACAAUGGAUGAUUUCAACACUUCCGUGCAUCUGUCGAAGGAGGAGCAAGCCUGUGAGGACCACUUCAAGGAAAAUACGACACGUGACGCAACGGGGAGAUAUACAGUGGCCUUACCAUUUAACGGGAAGGAGUCGCAAUUGGGAAACUCUCGCGAGAUCGCGAAAAAACGGUUCCGAUCGUUGAUGAGGAAAUUCCAGCGCAAUCCAGAGUUGCAAAAACAGUAUUCUGCAGUGAUGCAAGAGUACAUCGACCUGGGCCAUAUGUCGGAAAUACCUCAAAACAUUGAAGACGAGAACUGUUUUUACCUGCCUCAUCAUGCCGUCGUAAAGGAGACCAGCCUCACGACCAAGGUUCGAGUCGUAUUCGAUGGGUCCGCUAAAGGGGAGAAUCAUCUCUCACUCAAUGACACUCUCAUGGUUGGACCCACGAUACAAGAAGACAUUUUUUCGCUCCUUGCUCGUUUUUGCACGCACCAGUACGUCAUCACCGCCGACAUUGAAAAAAUGUAUCGGCAAUUCUGGAUUCGUGCAGAGGAUCGACGGUAUCAACGGAUUUGGUGGACGGAUCAAGAUGGAAAUGAGAAGGUGUUCCAAUUGAACACCGUUACCUUUGGCCUUUCUUCAGCUCCUUAUCUAGCCAUCCGAUGCGUCCAUCAAUUGGCCGAUGAUGAGUGCCAGGAAUUUCCAAAAGCAUCAAGAAUCCUCAAGCGCGAUUUCUAUGUAGAUGACUUACUAUCAGGAGCUGAUUCUUUCGAGGAAGCGUUACAACUGCGAGACGAAAUCACCGCAUUACUCCAGAAGGGACAGCUAAAUCUACGGCAAUGGGCCUCCAACGAUCCUCGUCUUCUACAGGGAUUACCUCAAGACAGCGUUAAUUUAAAAUUGAAUAUGUCUCACGACUCAACAGUAAAAACACUAGGCCUACAUUGGGACUCAUCGCGUGACGUAAUCGUCUAUACGAUCAAACCGAUCCCCCUCACUGGAAAGAUCACAAAGCGAAUUAUAUUAUCGGAGGUGUCCAAAAUUUUUGAUCCUCUUGGAUUCCUUGGCCCUGUGAUUAUCAAGGGGAGGAUGAUUCUACAUCGGUUAUGGAUCGAAAAACUGGGUUGGGACGAUUCCAUUCCGCUGAGCAUCCUUACCGAAUGGAAAAAUUAUACAUCUCAACUGCCCCAGCUAAACAAUGCGUCUUUUGAUCGGAAGGUCAUUAUUUCUGAAGCUAGAGACAUCCAACUACACGGUUUUUGCGAUGCCAGUCAGAAAGGGUAUGGAGCUUGCAUCUAUUUGCGCUCCACUGAUGCCCAUGGAACCAUACAAUCACGGCUUCUCUGCUCAAAAUAUCGUGUCGCUCCCAUUAGUUCUCCCACAUUGCCUAGGUUGGAACUAUGCUCAGCUUUACUACUAUCCGAUCUUUAUGUCGCUGCCAAGCAAGCUAUCACACAUAACAUCAAAAGAGUCAUUUUCUGGUCAGACUCAAUGAUAGCCUUGCAUUGGAUUAAAACUCCUCCGAACAAGCUGCUAGUAUUUGUAGCUAAUAGAGUAACCAGCAUCCAAGAAAAAACAACUGGAGCAGAAUGGCGACACGUUCGCACUCAGGACAACCCUGCAGAUCAUAUUUCUAGAGGCUUAUUUCCCUCUGAGUUCGUCAAAGAUCUUAAUUGGAAACAGGGACCAACAUGGCUCUCCGAUGAGGAACACACCUGGCCGAUCAGCGAGCUCAUCAUCCCAGCAGAGAUUCCUGAGAUGCGAAAAGCCCAGUGCCUACUCAGCACGGCAGUCAGUGAAAAAGGAUCUGAAACUCUAAAUGUCACCGAAACGCAAUCGAGCUUGAAGAAUAAGUCCGAUCCACCAUACAUUUUGCGAUACUCAUCGCUUGGACGCCUCAGUAGACUUUUUGCUCUCGGUUUGCGUUUCCGGAAUAAAUUGAAGGGUCCGAUUUCAGCGUCCGAAUUGAACCAGGCACAUGAUCGAAUCAUCAAGCUAAUUCAAGAAGCCGAAUUCCCAGCAGAAAUCAAACUUUUGAGAAAAGGAGACGCAUUACCACUGAAUCAUAAGUGGAGCCGGUUCCGACUGUUCCUUGAUGACAAAGGACUACUGCGUGUAGCUGGUCGCUUGAAAAAUGCUCACGUGCCCUAUAACCAAAAACAUCCUCUGUUCCUCCCAAAAGGGCACCACAUAACAAACCUAAUCAUCAGAAACGAGCACAUAACCAACUAUCACGCGGGAGCUCAAACCACCCUGUAUGCCUUGCGGAGAAGGUAUUGGCUGGUGGAUGGACGACAUCAAGUACGGAGGAUCAUCAAGAACUGCACAGUUUGCGUCAAGGCUGAUCCACCGAGGAGUGAAUACAUAAUGAGUGAUCUCCCAAGAUCUAGAGUCACCGAAGCCAAACCCUUUAGUAAUGUCGGCGUGGAUUAUUGCGGCCCCUUCUUCAUUAAGGAGAAAAAAUUCCGCAACAGGAACCGCGUGAAAGUAUGGGUCGCGGUAUUCGUAUGCCUGGUGGUCAAGGCCGUCCAUUUGGAGGUCGUGACUGAUCUCACCACCGAGGGCUUCAUCGCAGCCCUUAAACGAUUCAUCGCUCGUCGAGGAAAACCUGUCCACAUUUACUCCGACAACGGCACCAAUUUCCUCGGAGCCAGCAACGAACUCAAAGAACUAUAUUCAUUUAUCCAGUCCAAGAAAUAUAAUGACGAGAUCCAUCAGCAUCUCACUGCUCAGAACAUCACCUGGCACUUCAUUCCCCCUUUAUCACCUCACUUCGGAGGACUUUGGGAAGCCGGUGUUAAAUCCUUCAAGUAUCAUCUAAAACGCGUUUGCGAUGAUUUAGUAACGUUCGAGCAAUUUACCACUCUUGUGAUCGAAAUCGAGGCUAUUCUUAAUUCCCGUCCUCUCACUCCUAUCUCCUCUGAUCCCAAUGAUUUGAUUGUCUUAACUCCCGGUCAUUUCCUCACUGGCGAUUCAUUAAUGAGCUUGCCAGAACCAGAUUUUAGCGAGACUCCCGACAAUCGUCUGUCAUGCUGGGAAUUGAUCCAGAAAAAACAGCGAGAAUUCUGGAAGAGAUGGUACAAGGAGUACCUGAAUGAGCAGAAUCAGAGGCACAAAUGGAGCCAAGGAAGCCACGAUAUUCGAGAGGGUACUAUCGUCAUCCUGAGAGAAGACAACUUACCACCUCGACAGUGGUCUCUAGGUCGCGUUACAGAAAUUUAUCCAGGGGCUGAUGGGAUCAUUCGUGUAGUGAAGGUCAAAACCGCUAAGGGUGAACUCAAACGGAACAUUAGAAAAUUAUCCCCGUUGUUGAGUGAUGAAACGAACUGA
This is a messenger RNA of Diachasmimorpha longicaudata, 5175 nucleotides long. RefSeq lists its product as uncharacterized. Lineage: Eukaryota; Metazoa; Arthropoda; Insecta; Hymenoptera; Braconidae. The record is from RefSeq and is a predicted model, not a curated record. Gene Ontology annotation, molecular function: nucleic acid binding. Gene Ontology annotation, biological process: DNA integration. Bases 1 to 5175 code for a protein of 1724 amino acids. The transcript has 2 exons.